Nicrophorus vespilloides is the source of this 3282-nucleotide messenger RNA. RefSeq names its product muscarinic acetylcholine receptor DM1 (gene mAChR-A). Bases 694 to 2478 code for a protein of 594 amino acids. Gene Ontology annotation, cellular component: plasma membrane; dendrite; synapse. The transcript has 6 exons. The record is from RefSeq and is a predicted model, not a curated record. NCBI's taxonomy places the organism in Eukaryota, Metazoa, Arthropoda, Insecta, Coleoptera, Silphidae. Gene Ontology annotation, molecular function: G protein-coupled serotonin receptor activity; G protein-coupled acetylcholine receptor activity. Gene Ontology annotation, biological process: G protein-coupled receptor signaling pathway, coupled to cyclic nucleotide second messenger; chemical synaptic transmission; adenylate cyclase-inhibiting G protein-coupled acetylcholine receptor signaling pathway.
CGGUGCUCCGCCGGCCCUUGCCGAGCGUGGUGGGAGGAAUGUCGGUGCCAUCGGCGCCAACCCGGACAGUCCACGCCUUUGGUGCCACCGGAGGACCUCAGUGCACCCACACAUUUUCACAUACAACAAACAUCAUACAACAACAUACUCUCUCGCCACGCUCGUAUACUACAGAAGAACACCUUACUUACCCUCACUAGCAUUUACAACAUCAACAAAAGAGAACAUUGGCAAACACACUCAAUUUAUACUCAGACUGAAGAAGUUUUCGUUCAUAUAGCAUAAAUAUCGCACACGCACCCGAAUAUUCGACAAGCAGCGCUGAUACCAUAUACUCGCGAAAAGUUGCACCUCCACCAUUAAAUCACAAGAAGCAGACACGACAAGACAGUCAAAUGAUAUAAUUCGAGAAGCGUAACACGCGGCAGCCGUGGAGGUGGUAGUUGGUACUCAUUAAAAUUAAACAUUUAAUGAAUUUGAUAACGUUGAUGUCUUGGACUGAGACCGUAAGUGUUAUUAAAUUAUGUGCGUUCGGACGAUGAGGAUGAGGCAUUACUGUUAUUAUGGCAUGCCACCAGGAUGUAGCGCAUAAGUGGGAGUGGUGGGAGAUGCAGGUAACGGCAACAGAAGUAGAAGCAGAAGCAGCAGCCGAAGAGAGCAGCGAUUCGUCGUCGUCUUCGUCUUCGUGACAAGAUGAACGAGUCGACGUCGAACGUGACCAUACCCGAGCCUACGUACAGCAUAACCGAGGUGGUUCUGAUCGGAGCCGUCGCUUGCAUACUCUCCGUGGUAACCGUAGUUGGGAACAUCAUGGUCAUGAUCUCGUUCAAGAUCGACAAGCAGCUGCAGACGAUCAGCAACUACUUCCUCUUCUCCCUGGCCAUCGCCGACUUUGCCAUCGGCCUCAUCUCCAUGCCCCUCUUCACCGUCUACACCCUCCUAGGAUUCUGGCCGCUCGGUCCCAUAGUGUGCGACACGUGGCUCGCUCUCGAUUAUCUGGCCAGCAACGCUUCCGUUCUCAAUCUGCUCAUCAUCAGUUUCGACCGUUACUUCUCAGUCACUAGACCGCUCACCUACAGGGCCAAGAGAAGCACUAGUAAAGCGGCAAUCAUGAUUGGUGGAGCGUGGGGCACAAGUCUUUUGCUAUGGCCACCCUGGAUCUACAGUUGGCCUUACAUCGAGGGCCAGCGGACGGUUCCGGAUAAGGAAUGUUACAUCCAGUUCAUCGAAACCAACCACUAUAUUACCUUCGGGACUGCAAUCGCCGCCUUCUAUGUGCCUGUCACCGUAAUGUGUGUCCUCUACUGGCGGAUCUGGCGUGAGACAGAAAAGAGGCAAAAAGAUUUACCGAAUCUGCAGGCCGGCAAGAAGGAUAGCAGCAAGAGGAGCAACUCCAGUAUGUUUGUGUGCAGUGACGAGGCCAACAACGCGUGUUCGACGGUGGACUUAGAGGACUGGAAGAGGCCCCGAUCCGAGUCCUCGACGGGGGCGGACAACGACUCUGUUUACAUGCACAGCUCGGUCUGUGUGGAGCACCAAAGGCGGCGAACUUGUGUUUUAGCAAAAAUUUCAGCGCAUUAUCAUCGUCGUGGGUGGUUUUCGGGUAUAAACAGAAUAAGAACGUGGUGCGUAGCGUGGUGGCAUUCGGGGAGGGAAGACAGCGAUACCGAGGAAGAAAGUCCCAGUGAACAGGGUCAGGGCUGCAUCACUCCCAUUUCGCUGGACACACCAUUGCAGAGCUCCGUUUCGCGUUGCACCUCGUUGAAUGUCAUAAGGGAUUCGUAUGCGGUGGGACAGCAGGGCCAAAUGAAUAUGACCCCAAUUAGGAUGGGGCCCAGGGAUACGCGAAGCUUGCCAGUGACGAAUAAACUUGGGGGUAGGUCGUGUUCGAACGACAGCGUUUACACUAUCUUAAUCCGACUGCCCGGAGAAUCGAACGACGGUCCCAGUUGCACAGAAGCACCCUCCAUCAAGAUGAUACCAGAGGACGCGCUUAAACCUGCACCCAGGCCGCACACCGAGGACUAUCUGUCCUCGGCUAACUCGAACCAUCUGAACAGGAGGCCAUCCGCGAUGCCCGACAUCAGAAUCCCGUUGAACGCGAAGAUCAUCCCCAAGCAGGUGCCCGGGAAAACGUUGCUUGCGAACGCGACCAAGAACCAGGGCAAGAAGAAGAAGAAAACUCAGGAGAAGAAGCAGGACAGGAAAGCAGCGAAAACGCUCUCCGCCAUUCUGCUCACAUUCAUAAUAACCUGGACCCCGUACAACAUCCUCGUUCUCCUCAAGCCAGUCACGGCCAGCAACAAGAUUCCUCCGCAACUCUGGGACUUCUUCUACUAUCUAUGCUACAUUAACUCAACAAUAAACCCGAUGUGCUAUGCCCUUUGCAACGCUAGUUUCCGCAGAACAUACCUGCGGAUCCUCAAGUGCAAAUGGAACAGUCGCAACAAGAGCAACAGAGGCUACUAUACUAACUGAUGAUGAAUCUGCAUCAAGACGGAAACAAAGUUGAAAAAGUUUUUCUACAAUUUUACCGCUCAAGAACGAAGGUGCGAUGCUCGAAAGAUCCCCUUCGUUCGGCAAAGAAAAGAAAGAUUGAAGGAGGAACAGAAAAUAAUAUUUAUUUAACAAAAAAAAUACAUGAAAAUAUAUAGAGGCUGUGUGUUAGUAUUUUUAGUCCUAAUUGUCGUGGCAAGACCAAAAUGAAAACAACCCAGAAAUUAAGUAAAAUAUAUAUAUAUAAAUAUACAUAUAUAACGCUGUACAAAUCUGGUCUGGAGCUUUGUAGCGCCUCAGUGUCUAGCAAAAGAAAAAAAGAAAAUAAUAAGAGAGAAAGUGAAAAGUUACUUUAAAAGCAAUAAUAAUUGAAGAAGCAAAAUAAAACCAGAAAAAAAAAACUACAACUAAAGCGACCAAAGAAAAAAAAUAAAAAAUGAAAGAGAAUUUAAGAAUUAAACGAGAAAGAGCAGCUUCAAUUUGUACAGGUAACAGGAAGACGGAGAAGAGAGAAUAUUUGACAAUCUUUAUAUCAUCUCGAUGUUAAUUACAUACCAAUUGUUUUUGUUUUUUCGUAUGUAAAUAUUAUUUACGUUUCGUAUUGCAUUCCCGUUCUGUAAAAAUGGAUGAAUUAAUUAUAAAAUCAGGAUGUGUGUGUGUUGAGGUGAUGCGUCGAAGGUAACGUCACUGUUUUGUUAAUUAAACAAGAUUAUUUAUCAGCAUAUCCAAAGAGAAAUAAUUAAUUUCCAGAAAAUACAAACAAAUAAUGGAGAAUACAAGAGAUUA